CUCAGGUUCUCCAGGCCUCUAAAGCUUUGUAAGCAGGAGUAAUAACAGGUUAGUGGCAGGAAAAGCCAGCAUAUUGGAGGUCUUCUUCAAAAUACAAAAAAAUUUCUAUACAGAUAUAACGAAUUGUUGAAUAAUUAGCGUCAUUUAUCUGGCCGGAGAUCUCUAAACAUGAUUCGCUUUAUUCUGAUUCAGAACCGAGCAGGAAAAACCAGACUGGCCAAAUGGUACAUGCAGUUUGAUGACGAUGAGAAGCAGAAGCUCAUCGAGGAGGUUCAUGCUGUAGUCACUGUCCGAGAUGCCAAACACACUAACUUUGUAGAGUUCAGGAACUUCAAGAUUAUCUACAGACGCUAUGCCGGUCUGUACUUCUGCAUCUGUGUGGACGUUACUGACAAUAACCUGGCUUAUCUGGAGGGCAUUCAUAACUUUGUGGAGGUCUUAAAUGAGUAUUUCCACAAUGUCUGCGAAUUAGAUUUGGUCUUCAAUUUCUACAAGGUGUACACAGUGGUAGACGAAAUGUUCCUGGCUGGAGAGAUUCGAGAAACGAGCCAGACGAAGGUCCUAAAGCAGCUGCUCAUGCUGCAGUCACUGGAGUAGAGAUGUCACUGAACUGCAGCCAUACACCACCACCGCAGCAGGAUCCUCUUGAACCCGCUGAAAGCCAGUCUGUUUUAUUUCUGUGUAUAGAUGUUGUCAAUUAUGAAUAUAUAUAUAUAUAUAUAUAUAUAAACCCCCAACAUUUCAGCCUCUUAAAGCUGUGCUACGUAAGAUUUUAAGAGGUUGAGUGUGUAACAGCUUUAUAAUGCUGAGAGAGAUGACUGAAUGAAAAAUCAGUUAUAAAAGCGUGCACCUGAUUUCUUCAACUGCCUUUUCAGACGUUCAGGUGUAGCCCUUUUUUUUUUUCAUUUAAGACCAAAUUCAGUGAUCCCUAUCAACUGACUACAGGAGUAUAAAUGUUGUAGAUGCCUCAUAACACAGUGUAACUGCAGUUAAAACUGCACUGCCUAUUUUGUUCCAUUGCUAUUUUUUGGUGCAUUCAGUUUAUUAUCCAAUGAAUUUCAAGAUUGAACAUGCAGUUUUGUGAGGCCUCGGUAGUCGGUAUUGUCUUUGAUAGUGACUCUAUGCCUAUUAAACCAUUAACACUAUACUGCUUAAUAACCAGCCUGAGUCAUAAAACCUACAAUGGAACUGGAAUUUCUGAGAAAAUACGUGAAACCUCUAUACAAUCAUACGUGUUAAAAGGAAAGAAAAAAAAUCCCUUGCAGAUUAACACCAUUAGUUCUGGGAAUUUUUUUAUCGUGUGUAUCCAUGUGUUUUAGCUUAGUCAUACAGUCUGAAUCUAACAGCUUCAUUCCAGAAGGUAAACCGCUCCCUAACCUUGCUUAGUUACCAGUACCAACAUGCACACCGUCGAACCCAAACUGUUCAGCGUUAGCCCACUGGCUAUAUGAGCAUCUAAGACACCUUGAAGAAGUUGAGCUAUUAGCAGUAAUUGUGGCAUGUUGGCUGAGUGAACAAAGGCAGACAGUGAUGGGGAGGUUUUUUUAGCCAGCAAGGCUGAACAGAUCUCGCAGCACUCACAGGGAAAAUACACAACAAAAGACUGCAUCUACUUUUUAUCUCCAAAUUCUGUGGCUCUGCUCCCAACUAGUGCUUCCAUAGCAACAGCUCUGGCCAGCCUUGAGCCACAUUGGACUGGUUUUCUGGAUUCUGGUUAAGCUUAGACCUGGACAUUUACAUGCAAGAAAUGAUCAUUCCUUAGUCCAUUUAGCUUUUCUUAUGGCUUGAUCAGAAUCUGUGAUUCUCCUCCAUUAAAUGUUUAAAGUUUUUAAUCUGUCUUAAUUUUUGUCUUUUCAGUGUCAUUUUCAUUGUUUUUGAUUUCAUCUGAAAUAUAUUGUGCACUUGUCUGUGAGAUUGAGGAGUGAAGGUAUGUAUCAGAUCAAUAUGUACUCAAUAAAAGGAACAAGAAAUAAAAGUA
Molecule: messenger RNA, 1978 nt
Organism: Tachysurus fulvidraco (yellow catfish)
Lineage: Eukaryota; Metazoa; Chordata; Actinopteri; Siluriformes; Bagridae
Gene: ap2s1
Product: adaptor related protein complex 2 subunit sigma 1
Exons: 5
Coding region: 169-597 (142 amino acids)
Biological process (GO): clathrin-dependent endocytosis; intracellular protein transport
Cellular component (GO): membrane coat; AP-2 adaptor complex; intracellular membrane-bounded organelle
Molecular function (GO): clathrin-cargo adaptor activity
Source: RefSeq, a predicted model, not a curated record